This is a messenger RNA of Limanda limanda (common dab), 1484 nucleotides long. RefSeq names its product translocase of outer mitochondrial membrane 40 homolog (yeast) (gene tomm40). The coding region runs from base 90 to 1124 and encodes 344 amino acids. The transcript is spliced from 9 exons. The record is from RefSeq and is a predicted model, not a curated record. Gene Ontology annotation, biological process: protein import into mitochondrial matrix. Gene Ontology annotation, molecular function: transmembrane protein transporter activity. NCBI's taxonomy places the organism in Eukaryota, Metazoa, Chordata, Actinopteri, Pleuronectiformes, Pleuronectidae. Gene Ontology annotation, cellular component: mitochondrial outer membrane; mitochondrial outer membrane translocase complex.
AAUUACCGUCACGGACGUUGCCGUGAACUUUACCGGCGUUGAACUCAUCGCUGGACCGCAGACCGCUAGCUCUGUUAUAGCAUCAGAGUAUGGGCAGUGUGUUGGCUGCCGCCUCCCCCAGUCCAGCUCCAGUUGCUGCCGCAGCUGGAGCUGGUCAGGGGGUCCCUGGAUUGGUGUCGGUCCCCCCAGGGUUUUCCAUGCCCUCAGUGUCUUCCGUCCCUCCGACAUCUGGAUCUGGCCAGCAGACAUCGGACGCAGAUUCCCAACUCCCAAACCCGGGCACAUAUGAGGAGUGCCACCGCAAAUGUAAAGAGGUAUACCCCAUGCAGAUGGAAGGGGUGCGGUUAUUGGUCAACAAGGGCCUGAGUAACCACUUCCAGGUCAGCCACACUAUUACCCUCAGUACCCAGGGUGAAUCAGGUUAUCGAUUUGGUUCCACCUACGUAGGCAGUAAACAGAUGGGACCAGCAGAGUCGUUCCCUGUUAUGGUCGGUGACAUCGACAAUACUGGUAGUCUUAAUGCCCAGGUCAUCCACCAGCUCACAAGUGCUGUACGCUCCAAAAUAGCCAUUCAGACUCAGCAGCAGAAGUUUGUGAAUUGGCAAUGUGACCUGGAGUAUCGUGGUGAACACUUCACUUCUGCUGUGACGCUUGGAAAUCCAGACGUGCUUGUUGGAUCUGGCAUUUUGGUGGCACACUAUCUCCAGUCUAUUACACCAGCGCUGGCUCUGGGUGGUGAGCUGGUGUACCACAGACGGCCAGGCGAAGAGGGGACCGUCACGUCCCUAUUGGGCAGAUACACAGGUGACAACUUCAUUGCUACUUUGACUCUGGGAGGUGCAGGUGCUCAUGCUACAUACUAUCACAAAGCCAGUGAACAGCUGCAGAUAGGAGUUGAAUUUGAAGCCAGCACAAGGAUGCAAGACACCACAACAUCCUUCGGCUAUCAGCUGGACGUUCCCAAAGCUAACUUCGUCUUUAAAGGUACAGUUGACAGUAAUUGGGUGGUAGGGGCAACCCUUGAAAAGAAACUGUUGCCACUCCCUCUCACCCUGGCCCUAGGGGCUUUCCUUAACCAUCGCAAGAACAAGUUUCAGUGUGGUUUUGGUGUCACCAUUGGCUAGAGGUGCAGGGUCUGUCUGAUGCAUCCCGCGGGCCACUGCUUGGACCGGCACAGAGACACACAGGAACCUGCACUAAGUUUUAGAAAUUGGAUUCAGAGACUCUCUUACAACUGAUUUCUUGGGCAGACAGAGAGACAAAGACCAAGGAGCCAGGACUGACCAAGCCAUGCCUACAUACUGUAGCACAAAUGUCUUUCCUUUAUGGUGUAUUGGAUGUACCCAGAGGCUAGAGAGAUGUACAUCAGAGGACAUCAGGUGAUGCAUGAGAACAUGUGAUGUGAAAAUCAAAGUAAGUGGUUAGCUAUAAUAUAUGAUGAUAAAAAUGAUGGAUUGAAAUAAAUGUGAUUACUUUUUGUAAAA